Messenger RNA from Rotaria sp. Silwood1, 441 nucleotides. Lineage: Eukaryota; Metazoa; Rotifera; Eurotatoria; Philodinida; Philodinidae. The record is from the annotation of a GenBank genome assembly.
AUGUCUAUCAACGUGCGCUUCUUUUUAUUUCUUGCUCUCGGUGCAGUGGCCUUCGCUCACCUACCCAUCCCAGGCAGACCUGUCACUACACCAUUUGGUAAGAAAGGUAGUUGGGCAGCUGGUUAUCACACUGGUGCCGAUUAUGCAUGUCCAGUUGGAACAAGUGUUCGUGCAACAGCAAGUGGCAAAGUGAUAAAUGCGAACUGGGGUGCGGACUACGGCACUCACAUUGUUAUUGAAUCAUCAGACAAAGUUCGUCAACUUUAUGCACAUUUGAGCCAGAAACUGGUCAGCGUUGGUCAAAACGUCAAAGCGGGAGAUGUGAUUGCAAAGAGUGGAAAUACAGGAAGAUCAACUGGACCACAUCUUCACUAUGAAGAACGAGUUUCCCCCUAUGGCUAUUAUAAUCAUCGGAAACCACAGUUGAAUGUAGCGCAUUAG